AUGCCUGGUGAUGAUAAUACUGUUAUUAACUCCCCUGGUGCUACCUUGGUUAGCAAAAUUGAUGCAGGUGAUCCUCUGUUUCUUCACCCUAGUGACUCUGCUAAUUUAUCUAUAGUUAGUGUAAAACUCAAAGGGUCAGAAAACUAUAGGAUCUGGUCUAAUGCCAUGUACCUUGCUUUACAAGUAAAAAACAAGAUAGGGUUCGUUGAUGGCUCUUGUCUUAGGUCUAAAACUGAUGAGGUUUUGGGUAGGCAAUGGGAUAGGUGCAACUCUAUUGUGCUCACUUGGAUCCUUAACUCUGUUUCUGAAGAAUUAUAUCUUGGUCUUGUUUAUUCUAAAAUUGCUUCAGAUGUGUGGAAAGACUUAAAAGAUACUUAUGAUAAAAUUGAUGGGUCUGUUGUGUUUAACAUGUAUCAAAAGAUUAACUCCUUCAGUCAAAAUGGCAUGCCUAUUUCUGAGUAUUAUCAUAAGUUGAAUUGCAUGUGGAAGCAAUUAGACCAACUACUUGCCUUGCCUGCCUGUUCUUGUGAUGCAUCCAAACAAUUUAAUGACUUUAAUCAUCUUAUUAAGCUUAUGCAAUUCUUAAUGGGUCUUGAUAGUUCCUACCAGUCUGUGAGAACAAAUUUAUUAACCAGAGAAACUCUUCCUUCUGUGAAGGAUGCCUUUUCUGUCAUUUCUAGAGAAGAAUCUCAUCUUCACUCUAAGAACAUUUUUGAUAAAACUCCUAACAACCCUGUUGGGUUUUCUGUUAAAACUGGUCAAACUAUUGACUCAAGAAAAAGAAAUAACCGAACUCUUAAUCCUAAUCUCAAAUGUUCUCACUGCAAUAAGACUGGGCACACUAUUGAAAAAUGUUUUGAACUUGUUGGUUACCCUUCUUGGAUAAAAACAAAACCUGGUGGGAACAAGGGUAACAAAGUUAGUAAUAAUGUUACGGCUGACACAACUGAUACAACCCCUGCUAUGAGUUCUUUGUCCAAUGAUCAGAUAGCUCAGUUGCUUAGUCUCUUGAAUGAUAAACCUAAGGGUGAUCCUCAGAGUAGUGGAUUUGCUGGUAUGUGUGUUAAUCCUGUUUGUCUAAAUAGUUUUGUGAAUCUGUCUGCUAAACCUAUCUGUGAUUUCAAACCUGUUUUCUGUUUUUCGAACUUUAUCAAUGAUGGAAAAAAGGUAGGAUGGAUAGUUGAUUCCGGUGCCAAUCAACACAUGGUAAUGACGGAUGAGUGUCUAAUUAAUCAAAAGGAUGUAACUGAGUUCAAUAUCAAAGUUAAACAUCCAAAUGGCACUAGUGCCUUAGUAACUAAAAUUGGUGAUAUUAAACUAAGUGAUAAGGAUUCUCAAACACAGAAAGUCCAGGUGACUGGUAGUCAGUUUGAUGGUCUAUACUUCUGUGGUCACCCUGCUGAACCUGUUUUGCAUGUUCUUAAAAAUAAUCUAAACAUUAAAACUGGUGCCAAACUAAAUCCUUGUGAAACAUGUCAUAAAGCUAAGCAGCAUCGGGAACCUUUCCCUUUAAGUGAUCAUAAAUCUGAAGCGCUAGGAGAUCUUAUUCACCUUGAUGUGCGGGGUCCAUAUAGAGUUCAAAGUAGGGAGGGGUUUCGAUAUUUUCUCACUAUGGUUGAUGACUAUUCUAGAGCUGUGUGGGUAUAUCUCAUGAAAUCAAAGGAUGAAGUCUUUUACAAUAUUAAAGGUUUCUAUAACUUCCUUAAAACACAGUUUAGUAAAUCUGUCAAGAUCUUUAGGAGUGACAAUGGUACUGAGUUUACAAACAAACAAAUGAGUAAUUUUUGUUAUGAAAAUGGGAUUUUACAUCAGACUUCAUGUGUUCAUACACCACAGCAAAAUGGGAUAGUUGAGAGAAAGCAUAGACAUUUGUUGAAUGUAGCUAGGACUUUACUUUUUCAAGGUGGUUUUCCUAUUAAAUUCUGGUCUGAGUGUAUUCUAACUGCAUCUUAUCUAAUUAACAGGACACCUUCAUCUAUUUUGAGUGGAAAGUCUCCAUAUGAACUUGUGUUUGGUUUUUCUCCUGUUUUAGGUCAACUUAGGGUUAUAGGGUGUCUUUGUUUCAACACUGUGUUAAACAACUCUGAUAAGUUUACCACACAUGCAGAAAAAUGUGUUUUAGUUGGAUAUUCAAAUGAAAAAAAAGGGUACAAGCUUUGGAGUUUAGAUCAAAAAAUGAUGUUCUUCUCUAGGGAUGUUAGGUUCUAUGAAACCGUGUUCCCUUUUAAGGAAAAGAAAACUUUUUCAGAUCCUAAUACUCCUACUGAAGUUAAUACCCUUAACUUUUUUGACUUAUCUGAUUUAAAUUCACUCAAAUACCCCAAGUUGACCCAAUUCCCGAUGAUGAGAAUACACAUACAAAUACUUCAACAGGUCAUGGGUCUGAGCAGUCUGAAAACGAUGUAG
Helianthus annuus (common sunflower) is the source of this 2406-nucleotide messenger RNA. RefSeq lists its product as uncharacterized. Gene Ontology annotation, molecular function: nucleic acid binding. NCBI's taxonomy places the organism in Eukaryota, Viridiplantae, Streptophyta, Magnoliopsida, Asterales, Asteraceae. The transcript has 3 exons. The record is from RefSeq and is a predicted model, not a curated record. The coding region runs from base 1 to 2406 and encodes 801 amino acids. Gene Ontology annotation, biological process: DNA integration.